Messenger RNA from Chelmon rostratus (copperband butterflyfish), 7223 nucleotides. RefSeq names its product adenosine deaminase RNA specific (gene adar). The transcript has 16 exons. Gene Ontology annotation, cellular component: cytoplasm; nucleolus. Lineage: Eukaryota; Metazoa; Chordata; Actinopteri; Chaetodontiformes; Chaetodontidae. The record is from RefSeq and is a predicted model, not a curated record. Gene Ontology annotation, molecular function: double-stranded RNA adenosine deaminase activity; double-stranded RNA binding; tRNA-specific adenosine deaminase activity. Gene Ontology annotation, biological process: adenosine to inosine editing; RNA processing. The coding region runs from base 488 to 4624 and encodes 1378 amino acids.
CUGUGGAUUUUCCUCUCCUUCAAUGGUCUAACAGUCAGGCGACGCGGUCUUACAGCACUGAGCGUACAGGCGAGCGACAUAACGGGUGUUCCCACUGUAGAAGCUGCGGAAAGGACCUCACUCAUCCAAGGCGGAAGACACUGCGCGCAGGGAAAAGUUUUUGCCUUUCACGAAUUAAACAAUCGCGGAGUUUAACACUUUUCUUAACCGCAGCCGGCGCCUACAUAACGUGGUUCGUCUGUGAUUUGUGACGUGAGUCUCGGUUUAAGUCAACUGAUCAUUAGGAAGCUGCAGGCGCAGCCGCGUCAAAUCCUUCCACCCUUCUCACCGCUGCCUCUUUCGUUUCAGCUGCUGUAGGUGCUCUCAGCCUGCAUUUGGCCUGCCCUGACUUUCCAUCAGGGUCUGCUGUUUGUGCUAGAGGACGUCCACUCACACAGGAGCUGCACAGCCAGCUGCACCGGCCCCCUUCACGCUCAACCCCUGCGCUAUGAGCAGAGGUAGAGGAGGGCCUUCCAGAGAACACUACCACAGGCAUCCACCACCGGACCUCCAGGCCAAGGAGAACUACCAUAGACCUGGCCCAGCCUCACCCUACCCUAGACCUGGCCCACAGCACAGCCCAUAUUCAAAUUACUACCACAGCCCCGCCCGUCCCGUAGGGCCCAUACAGCCCCCAGCUCCUUCUCUCAUCCCCUCCGCUCCACCUUUUCCAAACCUCAACAAAGUAGCCCCUAAACCAGUGUCCCAUAACAGCUCAGAUAGUCCAAAUCACAGUCCCAUUUCCUUUCACUACCAACAGGUAAAGUUCCUUAGUGGACAGAGCUCUGAGGCGCCACAGUUCAGAGCUCGCCCACGUGGAGCGGGAGGGGGAGUGGUGCCUGGAAGGCCGCCUGGUUCCUCAUACCAGCCCCAAACAGGUUAUAGUAGAUAUCCCAAUCCCAACAGCAGUCCUAGAGGUAGAGGGGGGUAUAGUCAGGACCAGAGCUUUGGAUACCCAUCUGGUGGCAGAGACCUGCGAGGCACCCUGGGCCCUCAACACCUGACUCACAACCAGCUACAAGGUCAAAACCACAACCAAUACUCCAACAGACAAUGGUGUGUCCAAACAGACUCUUUAUGUGAGAAUUUUCAAAGUUUGUCCCUUCAUCGAGACAGGCCCAACAGAGGAGGAGAAAGAUUUCAGAGACAUUCUGCACCUAGCAGCUUGCCGAAUCCGAGCUUUGCUAGGGUAAACAUCACUUUGACUCCUGACGUCCAGGACCAGGUUCACAGGGCUUUGGCUGCUUUGAAGCCAAGUGAGACUGUUUCUGCAAAGUUGUUAGCCAAAAAGCUGCGUCUGCCCAAAAAGAUAGUCAACAAGGCUCUGUACUCUUUGGAGCGCUCACAAAAAGCCUCCAAGCAAGGGCUCCUCCCUCCCGAGUGGACUCUUUACAGAGAACCUCUCAGAGGUGAGGAAGAUCAAAACUCUAAAGCACAAAGUCCACCUUCCCAUCAGUGUGUUAGCUUAGAAGACCCACAUCAAGCCAAGGUUGAGCUAAAAGCAGAAACAGAAGAAAACUUGGGACAAGUCAAAGACGAGGACUCUGACACUGAAUCUAGUUCUUUCAACUGCUCCUCUUUAGAGUCAUCUGACUCUGAAGAAGCCCAGUCACCAGCAAAAGGCCAGCACCAGGAGAAACAACAUCUCGGCCCUACCACCUCCCCUGAUCCGGAACUUAAUCUUCCCACAAUGGCAGACCAGAAGGAGCUCGUUCUCCAGUAUCUCCUGCAUUCACAGGAGGCGACUGCUCUCGCCAUAGCCAAAAAUCUGGGUUUUAGGACUGCCAAGCAGGUCAAUCCCACCCUCUACGCCCUGGAGAAGCAAGGUGAAGUCAUUAAGAACGGAGAAGUCAACCCUCCCACCUGGGAGCUCUCCACCCGUCGCAGAGAGAGAAUGAAGAGGAGCAUUAAAGCCGCACAGAGCACCCCAGCUGAGGGGGGUCAGAUGGAGGUAGAAGCUAGUAGAGAUGAGAGGGGAGGAGGGUCUGUCUUUCUGCCGUCACCACCACUACCACCAACACCAAGCCUCAAGUCACUUCCACUUCCAGAGGGUUGGAUUCUAGAGCAAAGUCCUGGUGAAGCGUCACAAUCCUCAAUUCAGCCCCCCUCCUCUACCUCAUGUAAAGACGAAGAGCCCAAUGAAGGACAGUGGGCCACUGAUGAAAUCCCAGAAUUUCUCAACGCCAUUCGCAGAGAGACAGACGCCGGGAAAUUGGCAGCAGAGAGGGGCAACAAUGUGGGAACUGUAGCUGUGUCGCUGGCCGCUCCACCUCCCCAGAACCUGUGGGCCAAAUUACAGGAGGUGAGAUUGAAGAACCCCGUCAGCGGACUUAUGGAGUAUGCCCAGUAUCUGGGCCAGAACUGUGAGUUCCUGCUUCUCGACCAGUCAGGACCCUCUCAUGACCCAAGAUUCCGUAUGCAGGUGAUGCUCAACGGGAGGCUCUUUCCUGUCGCAGAAGCUUCCAGCAAGAAGGUUGCAAAAAAGGACGCUGCUGCAGCCACCCUGCGCAUCCUCAUGGGAGAAAUGCAGGGAGGAGCGAGCGUGGGGGACGAGGGAAAUACGACCAGCUUGGACCAAGUGAUGGAUCUACUCCCAGACACCAGUGGGCCAACUGAAGGCAUUGGGGGAAUUUGUGGGACUGGUAGUGUGGAAGGGAUGGGGAUUACGGAAGGACCUCGGCAGCCACUGUCCCGCUCUCUGCCUGGUGGGAAGAAUCCAGUGUCUGUCCUGAUGGAGUACAGCCAGCGCAGCGGGAACCCCAUCGAAUUCAUCAUCACUGGGCAGGCAGGUCCACCACAUGACCCAAGGUUCAUGUACAAGGUGAAGGUCGGAGAGAGCUUGUUUUCAGAGGCCUCGGCUCCAAGCAAGAAGGCAGCCCGCCAGCUGGCAGCAGAAGAGGCUGUCAAAGAAUUAAUGGCUGACGGGAGACUGCAGCUCAACAAGCCCCAGUUGCCCCUUGGUUCUUCCAGUGAUAGCGAUGGCAGUGGUUCUGGGACCACAUGUCCCUCUUUGCCCCCCCUGACUGCAGAUGAGUUGCGAGCAGCACACGAGGCAGGGGUAGGGGACCUCAUCAACCACCUAAACAAUAAUGCAGUGUCCGGCCUUCUGGAGUACGCGAGAGCCCGGGGCUUUGCUGCGGAGAUCCGGCUGGUGGGCCAGUCUGGGCCCCCGCAUGAGCCUAAGUUCACCUACCAGGCCAAGCUGGGCGGACGCUGGUUCCCUCCAGUGUGUGCUUCCAACAAGAAGCAGGGAAAACAGGAAGCAGCAGAUGCUGCUCUACGGGUUCUGAUUGGAGAAGCUGAGAGGGCAGCCCGCACAGGGGAGCUUAUCCCAGCCGAGCUUCCAGUGAGUGGCAGCACUUUGCAUGACCAGAUAGCAAUGUUGAGUCACCAGCGUUUCAACGCCCUGACCACACGUAUCCAGCACAGCCUUCUGGGACGCAAGAUUCUGGCCACCAUCGUCAUGAGGAGGGGGGAGGGCCUGGGGACUGUUGUCAGCCUGGGAACUGGAAAUCGCUGUGUUAAAGGGGAGGAGCUGAGCCUUAAAGGGGACACUGUUAAUGAUUGCCACGCUGAAAUCAUCUCCAGAAGGGGAUUUGUUCGGUUUCUGUACAGCGAGCUGCUCAAGUACUAUGACAGCACAGAGGACAGUAUAUUUGAGCCAGCAGAGAACAACAAACUGCAAAUCAAACCUGACAUCACCUUUCACCUCUACAUCAGCACGGCACCUUGUGGGGACGGCGCUCUGUUUGACAAGUCUUGCAGCGAGGCGGGGGAUGAAGUCGAGGGCCAUCAGCCUCUGUUUGAGAAUGCUAAGCAGGGCAAGCUCCGCACCAAAGUGGAGAACGGCGAGGGCACCAUCCCAGUGGAGUCAAGUGCCAUUGUGCCCACAUGGGACGGCAUCCAGCACGGUGAGAGGCUGCGAACCAUGAGCUGCAGUGAUAAGAUCCUGCGCUGGAACGUGUUGGGUCUGCAGGGGGCGCUGCUCACCCACUUCCUGCAUCCAAUCUACCUGAAGUCCAUCACGCUUGGCUAUCUGUACAGCCACGGGCACCUGACGCGUGCUGUUUGCUGUCGGCUGGCCAGAGACGGUGAAGCGUUCACACAAAGUCUCCCUAAUCCUUUCAUGCUAAACCACCCAGAGGUGGGCCGGGUGAGUGUCUACGACUCAACGCGUCACACGGGCAAGACCAAGGAGUCCAGUGUGAACUGGAGCUUUCCGGACCAGCACAGUGUAGAGGUGCUGGACGGGACCACAGGCAAACUGGACGGGAACAAACUGGGCGUAUCCAGAGUGUCCAAGUCCAACCUGUUUGGUCUGUUCCGCUCUCUGUGCCAGCGGUGCAGCCGCGCUGACCUCCUCUCCCUGCCCUCCUACUCCCAGGCCAAGAUGUCAGCCGUUUCUUUCCAGCGAGCCAAGCAGCAGUUCUUCCAAGCCCUCAGCGUCCACGGUUACGGCGCCUGGAUCGGAAAGCCGCUGGAAGAGAAGAGUUUUGAGGCGGGGGAGGGUACCGGCAACAAUGGAGCAAGUGUCCCUGUGGGAUACGGCAGUAGUAGAAACGGAGGGGCAAUGGACUAUAAGUAAGAGGAGGUGUAGGGCGGUGCAGGGUGUAUUAUUAAGUGGGUUAUAUAAAUAUUUUGGGAGGAGAAAAGCACAAGGCAGGGGCAGAUUAAAGGAGUGGGUGUGAAGAUGAAAAAAAAGGACAAUCAAACAAAGUGUAGCCAGCGGCCAGAACUGUAUCUUGUGGUGGAACAUGGUUAAAGGCUGCAGAAGAAGAGCGAUGGAAAAGGACAGAGUAAAUGAGGGGACGUCGGCAAAGGCAAAGCCUGAAGGAUGAGUGGGGUCACAGAGAGUUACGGAGAGAUCCACGGCAUGUACAGAAUAUUGUAAACACUACAUGAAAAAGGAACUGGUUUGAAGUCACCAUAGUAAACACUGCUACUAAUAUGGGUUGUAUUAGUUUGCAAAAGAAUUCCUGUGUUUGUCAGCUUCCUCUUCACUGUUUAUAGCUAUGGUUUUGUUUCAAAUUGUAAUUUCAGUUUUUUCCUUUGUCAUUAUGGCGUUUUUGUUUGGCGUAUGCUGCUGUUGUUUUUCCACUGGUCUGUUUUUACGUGGACUCAUUUGGUUCUUUGACCAUUGCAGUUUGGACCCAGUUGAUUUGGCCUCUUCAGACCACUGUUUGUUGUUUCAUUUUUGCCACGAGAGUGCAAGUAGCUGACGAGUGCUGCUAAUUGGCAUUCAACCCAAUAUGACCCGCCAUGUAACAGUGCUUGUAAUUGUGAUUACAUUCAUUUACAGUUUAAAGGCAGAAUGAGUAGGAUUAUCAAAAAAUUUUUUUUAACCCUCUCAGUCAUCACUUAGGACCCACGAGAAGUGUGUCUGUACCUGCAGAGGCUCUGCCCUCUGCCUGUAUUCUCUUAGUUUGCUGUGUUCGGGACCUUUCUGGGCAUCAACCUUUGGGCACUGGGUGUGUAGCCCCCAGCCGAUAACAGUGUGAGGGCGGGACUUUAUACAAACAUAGCAGGUGCCAGAUCAUAAACACGCAUCCGAGAGAAAGUCACCAGCUGGGGACGAGGGGCCAUCUUUGAAUGUUGCGUUUACAAACCCACAUAUCCGACUCAUUCUGCCUCUAGGUCCUCUGUCAUGCAGUGCUUCUUAUUUUUGGAAAAAUGUGACGCUCUCAGCAGGAAUCUUGAUUUUUGACAAUUGCACUCAGCCUAGGUAGAUGUCAUGAGUAAACUUGGAGAUUAGUCCUUGCUCAGCGCAGUCCCAGCUUACAUUGUAAGAGGCUUUCACUGUACAUAAGAAUGUCAAUGCCAACUUUGAGUCUGAUCAGCGACUCACCAAACAUUCAUUGGCCAACUUUUGAGGCUUUAGCUUGUGUUCAUACUCCAAAGCCAUUGAUCAGGCCCUGUCUCUAAGUAAAAUUUUAAGUUACGGUACAUCCUCAGCUGUUCGUGCAUCCACAUGUUGUUGCUAUGGUUCCCUUUAGCAUCGCAUUGGUCAGUGCGCCCCUUUGAUCAGUCCAAUCAUUUCUCUGUGCUUUUAUGCUUUUAUAUAGAAAAUACUGAUGUCAUGAUCUCCGAGCAGUACAGUUGUUGUGUGUUUUUGAGUAUUUCUCCUUUUUGUCUUUACUCCUGUCAACAAGUUCAUCAGUAGCUGGCCAUGCUAGCAAGUCCUGGAAAGUCUCAACUGUCCUGCCUGCAUAUUGUUUUGUACAUCCCGAUACAAAACAGCUUUUCGGUUGUUUUGCAUGGCCAUUUCUUGAUGACUGCUAAGUGAGGACAGUUCUGUUGUCUGUGGAGAGCGUCUAGUCUGUUCUCGACUUGGUUAAAUGUAGAUGGAUGGUGCAAUAUAUACAUCAGGUAUAUACAGAUACAUGAACACACAGAUGUACAGUGGGGUCCAAAAGCCUGAGUCCAGAUCCAGAAACUCAUUUAUUUAGUAAACUUGUAAGUUGUGUGUUGAGAUUUUUCAGCAUUUGUUCUCAGGACAAUGUUGUGCACAAAAGCAACAGGUUUGUUUUGUUUUUUGCUUUUUAAGAACAGGAGAAUCCACAUUAUCCGAGCAGUCCUUCAGAGGAUGUCAGAGACGUGCUGUCAUACGUUCGCUUGCCUCUCUGAUGUUUAUUGUGUUUGAGGUCUGUCAUGUCAAAGUUAGCACUCUGGUUCGUGCACAGAGUCAUUGUUUUGCUGGAAAAUGAAUCUUCUUUCAAACUGUUUUAUGCUUGAAGUGGUGAUAUGCCUCUGUAGAGCCGAGGGGCACCUCUCUCUGGUCAAUGUGUGUAGAUCAGUUGUUGUUUUCUUUAAAGAUUAGAGACUAAUAAGACAUUUUGAUUAAUGUCUGCUCUAAAUAUGUGUGAAUAAGGAGCUUUAAAAGACAAAUAUUUGUAUUCAUUUUGUAAUCUUUAUCAUUAAAACAUACAGUUGUUGGUAGUGGACUCAGACUUUUGGACCUCCCUGUUUGCAAAAAUGUAUGUUUGAGUAUAUAGCUGUAUAUACAGUAUGUCUGUGUGUGUAUGCAUAUGUAUAGGUUUAAUGUGUAUAUUUUGUAAAUCAUCUACAAUUGCUUUUCUAUCUUUUUUUUCCUGAUGUUUUAAUUAAACUGCAAUGGAAUAUGCUGUUUUUUACCAAUAAAGUUUGGAAAGUAAGAAAAAUAAAAUAAGUAGCAUUGUUUCAGUGGA